GCGACAACGGAUUAACAAACAACAUGUCGCUGUUGUGAACUCAACAAUGGCCGGGCUCUCGUGGAUAAAAUUAGACCACCGCAAAUACACAUCAAGCAGGGCGAAACGUGAAACCAUGCCGUUCAUUUUGAAACUUGCGUCGUUCAGCACCCACCACAACACACACGAUGGGAGGAGCUGUAUCUGUCGAACACGCCGAGAUCAUCUACGUAGCCGAAGACGGGUCCAUCGGGCUCGCCGAGCCCUUCGCCGCUCGAUACGAAAACGACAUGCCAUUCCCCAUCAAACGCCCCGUCGUGACUCGCCAGCACGAAGCCCUCAUCAAGGCAAACUGGUCGGCCAUCUGCCAGGGCACGUCUGCAUUCGACGCGGCCAAGCACCUCACGCCCACCAAGUUUUUCUACCGCACGUUCUACAACCACCUGUUCGAGCUCGCUCCGUCGCUGCGCCCGAUCUUCCGGUCCAGCAUGACCGUCCAAGGCAAGGCGUUGGCAGGCAUCAUCAAGACCCUCGCCACCGUCAUCAACGGUGCCAAUAUCGUGGGCGCGACCCAUGGCCUGGCCCAGGGCCACCUCAAGUACGGGGCCAAGAAGGAUCACUACACGGUCGUCGGGCAAAACUUGCUCCGCACGCUCGAAAUCGUGAGCGGGGACAAGUGGACCGAAGAGAUCAAGACAGCGUACCUGACAGCGUACAGCCUCAUCUACUUUGUCAUGCUCCCAGUGCUUCUCAACAACGAGCCGUCCGAGAUCACGGAGAGCCUGCCCGCGACGAUCUCCAAGUCGGAGGCGGUGUCGGCCACGGCGAAGCGCCUCACGCUCACGUUCGACUUUCCCCUGCGCUUCCACCCCGGCGAUGCCAUCCUGCUCGGUCUGCCCGUCGCCGAAGGCCAGGAAGAGCGCCGCCACUACACCAUUGCGUCCAUCAGCAUCCAAGGCACCAACACGUUUGACAUUGUCGUGGAAGACGCGAGUCCGUCGUCGCACUGGCUCGUGUCCCAGCCGGCCGGGACUACCGUCAAAUUGUUCUGGGUCGAGUCGAACGUCCGGUUCGAGAUCGACUCGCCCGAAGUGCUGCCGACGAACGUGCUGUUUGUGAGCCACGGCGUCGGGUGCGUGCCGUUCCUAGUCAUGCUCGAGGGUCUGUACCGCAUUCGAGAGACGUUCCACGGCUCCGUCGUGACCCUUCAAGUGGCCCCGAACCAGGCGGACGUCGAGGGGUUCAAGUCGGUCGUGACGUCAACGGGAAAACCACUCGAGUGGGAGUCGAGCUCGUUCCACUACGCGCCGGCCGUGUCCGCCGACAAGCUCAAGGACAUCGCCCCCAACCUCGCCCACAGCAACCUGUACGUGUGCGGCCCGGCCGACUUUAUUGCGACCACGCAAGACGCGUUUGUGGCAGCGGGAGGGUCCAAGGACCGCAUCACAGUCUACUCGUUCGACAACUCCAACGUAGGCGCACUCAAAAUUGAGUAAUGUAAAAGCAUUAUGGUUUGCA
Molecule: messenger RNA, 1497 nt
Organism: Aphanomyces invadans
Lineage: Eukaryota; Oomycota; Saprolegniomycetes; Saprolegniales; Verrucalvaceae
Exons: 1
Coding region: 168-1475 (435 amino acids)
Biological process (GO): nitric oxide catabolic process; cellular response to nitrosative stress
Cellular component (GO): intracellular anatomical structure
Molecular function (GO): nitric oxide dioxygenase [NAD(P)H] activity; FAD binding; heme binding
Source: RefSeq, a predicted model, not a curated record